UCGACUGGUGAAGAUGGCAACUCCAAUCAAAUGUUUGGCGGUGAGUCCGAGGAUUGUGAGGGGUUUAUCUCCGAACGUGAAAAGAUCGUUAGUAGGAAGAUUGGAUUAUUCGCCGAAGCCGAAACGGGAGAAUAUUCAAUGCCGGAUCACGAUAAACGGUCGAAACUACGCAGAUGAACAGGAUUCGAGCAGCAACAAAAGGUUGCUGGUAAUCAACACGCCGAAGAAGUUGAGUAUCUUGAGGGACGGUUUGAGUGAUUGCAAGAAGCUGAAGGUGCUGGGUCGAGGGAGUUUCGGCACCGUUGUCAAAGGGAUUCACAAAGAUAAAAUUGUUGCGGUGAAAGUGAUUAAAACUAAGGAGAAAUUGAAGGAGUUGAACGCGCUCGGAUUGAAGCACAAAAAUGUAAUCAGCAUUUUCGAUGUUAUCACUGAAAGCGAUUCAAAUUCCAUCGUCAUCAUGGAAUAUUUAGAUAACUGUCGACAACUUCAGGCAGUUUUGGAUGAUGAACGAGCAAUUAUUGAUGUUUGUAGAAUCGCUUUGGAUGUUGCGAGCGGAUUGAAAUUCUGUCAUGAUUCCGAUCUGAUGCAUUUGGAUUUGAAGCCGAAGAACGUUUUGCUCACCGCGACCGGAAGCUGUAAAAUAUGCGAUUUUGGAAAUUCUUGCGAUCGCAAUGAUAAGGAUAAUUAUACGCAUGAAGGAACAGUGAUAUACACGGCACCGGAGAUUUUGGCCGGCGGAAAACCGGAUUUUCCAGCCGACGUCUACUCGCUGGGCGUUCUCUUUUGGCAGCUGAAGCAUCGCGAGAUUCCCUUCAAGGAUUUCCACAACAAAUUCGUUGUCAUUUACAAAGUCGUGAAAUAUCGGCUUCGACCGUCGGAAAAUCCGGACGCGCAUCCAAGCGAUUACGACAAUCUGUACAGAAGCUGCUGGAAAUCUGAGCCCUCGCAACGACCCAGCACGAAAGAAAUAAUAGAAACCUUGGAAACGAUAAUCCCUAGCAACAGUUGUUAAUUAAUUUUAGUUUAUAACUUUAAUUUUUACAA
Molecule: messenger RNA, 1044 nt
Organism: Nicrophorus vespilloides
Lineage: Eukaryota; Metazoa; Arthropoda; Insecta; Coleoptera; Silphidae
Product: serine/threonine-protein kinase mos
Exons: 5
Coding region: 14-1012 (332 amino acids)
Biological process (GO): protein phosphorylation
Molecular function (GO): ATP binding; protein kinase activity
Source: RefSeq, a predicted model, not a curated record